This is a messenger RNA of Aphis gossypii (cotton aphid), 1041 nucleotides long. Its product is annotated as oocyte zinc finger protein XlCOF28-like. Bases 95 to 664 code for a protein of 189 amino acids. NCBI's taxonomy places the organism in Eukaryota, Metazoa, Arthropoda, Insecta, Hemiptera, Aphididae. The transcript has 3 exons. The record is from RefSeq and is a predicted model, not a curated record.
AGAAUAGAGAAAAUAUCUUGUUCCUUACACACUUCUUAUUCAUUUGUUAACUCGCACAAGAACAUGAAACUUGUAUAUUCAUCGAUAACAAACUAUGAUGAACAUAAAUAAAGUUGAUAAUCGCGAGAGCAGUUUAGAUUAUGGAGCUAAAAUAGAUGAAGCCAUAAUAAAAUCAUUACAUAAAGAUUAUUGUCUAGAGCAUUGUGAAUCUAAGCCGAAUACACACAUAGACUUAGCAGUUCAAGUUAAUAAUAAUCAAAAUAGCCCAACAAAAAUACAUGGACAUCAUAAAGCAGAUAACUCAGAUUCUGCAGAUAAUGAUAUUAUAGGGAUGAUGUGGGAACCAGAAUUAGAUUUUGUAGACGAUCCAGAGUGCUUUAACGAGUUUAAAAAUGAUGAUGUUCCAAUGCGAUUUAUGUGUGGUGUGUGUUUAGGUCAAUUUCGUACUAGAUGUGCUUUAGACAUUCACUUCAGAACUCAUAGAGGCGAAAAACUAUUUAAAUGUGUAUUAUGUGAUAAUAUAUUCAAUGAAUUAGCUAUUUUAAAACAUCAUCGAGAAUUACACAAUAUAAAUGAAUUGGUUACAUGUGGAAUUUGUGGAUUAGUUUUUACAGAAAUGUAUCAUAUGAUAAAACAUAAAAAAAAGUAUCAUUUUAAUGAAUAAUAAAACAAUUUAUUAGUCUAUGUACCAUAGACUUGGGAAAUAAAUACAUUUAUUAUACAAUGAAAUAUUUGGUUUCUUUUUAUUGAAAAUUAUCUUAUAUUAUUCUCUAAACAUGAAAAUUGGUAAUUUUAUAAUAUUAUGAUACCAAUAAUAUUAAAUCACUAUUUCUGUAUCACCUAAUUCUUCUUCGGUAGGUAAUUGUAUCAAACUUGGAUGUAUGUAAUUAGGGUCGAUGAGUGGUAAUCCUUGAUCUUCUCUUCUUCUCAGUUCAAGAAAAGCUUCCCUUUCUGCCCAAUUCUUAUAAUUGUAGUCUGGCAUAUAUGCAAACAUAAAUAUACCACCCACUAUACAUAAAGUGACUGAAAAAAAUCCAGUAG